This is a messenger RNA of Dipodomys spectabilis (banner-tailed kangaroo rat), 1433 nucleotides long. It is a transcript of the gene Slc25a14, whose product is annotated as solute carrier family 25 member 14. Lineage: Eukaryota; Metazoa; Chordata; Mammalia; Rodentia; Heteromyidae. Gene Ontology annotation, biological process: mitochondrial transport. The record is from RefSeq and is a predicted model, not a curated record. Gene Ontology annotation, cellular component: mitochondrial membrane.
AUGGCUGCGCCACCGUUGCCGGGGCAACGUCGUUACUUCCGUUGGUUUCAAUGCUUCCGGGUUGGCGCUGCGGAGGCGUUUCCGACUGUGGGAACCCAGUCGUCUGCCGUGCCGGAACAGUAUCAGAAAAGUUCUACUGUAAGCCAUGAGAUGUCUGGUCUGAAUUGGAAACCCUUUGUUUAUGGCGGCCUUGCCUCUAUUGUUGCUGAGUUUGGAACUUUUCCUGUGGAUCUUACCAAAACACGGCUUCAAGUCCAAGGCCAAAGCAUCGAUGUUCGAUUCAAAGAGAUAAAAUAUAGAGGGAUGUUUCAUGCCCUGUUUCGAAUCUAUAAGGAAGAAGGUAUCUUGGCUCUGUAUUCAGGAAUUGCUCCUGCUUUACUAAGACAGGCAUCAUAUGGCACCAUUAAAAUUGGGAUUUACCAAAGCUUGAAGCGAUUAUUUGUGGAACGUUUGGAAGAUGAAACUCUUCUAAUUAAUAUGAUCUGUGGUGUAGUGUCAGGAGUGAUAUCUUCCACUAUAGCCAACCCCACCGAUGUUCUAAAGAUUCGAAUGCAGGCACAAGGGAACCUGUUCCAAGGAAGCAUGAUUGGCAGCUUCAUUGAUAUAUACCAGCAAGAAGGCACCAGGGGUCUGUGGAGAGGUGUGGUCCCAACUGCUCAGCGUGCUGCUAUUGUUGUGGGAGUAGAACUACCAGUCUAUGAUAUUACCAAAAAGCAUCUGAUACUGUCAGGAAUGAUGGGAGACACCAUUUUAACUCACUUUGUUUCCAGCUUUACAUGUGGCUUGGCUGGAGCUCUGGCAUCCAAUCCAGUUGAUGUGGUGCGAACUCGAAUGAUGAAUCAGAGGGCAAUUGUGGGACAUGUUGACCUUUACAAGGGCACUUUGGAUGGCAUUUUAAAGAUGUGGAAACAUGAGGGCUUUUUUGCACUCUAUAAAGGAUUUUGGCCAAACUGGCUUCGACUUGGGCCCUGGAACAUCAUUUUUUUUAUUACAUAUGAGCAGCUCAAGAGGCUUCAAAUCUAAGAAUUGGAUAUAUCUGUAAGCCCAGCCUUUGUACUGUUUUUCCUUUCCCCAAUCUUCGUGUUCUAAUGUAUUUUGACAAAGUUGUAAGUGUUUACUGAACCAAUGGUCUUACAAAGGCAUCCUGAUGGAAGAACAAUAGAUGGUUCAAAGUCAUUUAUGUAUUUGUGAUACCAUGUUAACUUUUUCCUGAGAGAAAGUGUUAACAUUGAAAGUCUGGCCUCAGAUUGGUAUCUUCUAUGAAGAUGGAUACUGAUGGGUAACAUUCAAAAUGGCCUUCUUCCCAAAUGUGUGUUAAAUGUAAUUGGUUAGAACCAAACUUGGGCUAGACCAGAAGGUGUAGGCCAGGAUAAUUACUGCUGUGUAUGUUAUGUAGACCUUGGUUCUCAUUAAAGUAUUUAUUGGCAGAAUGA